CAAGAUCAUUUACCCGCUCUUCCCUUCCCUUCAACCCCCCCCCCCUCGGUACUCUCUAGUGAUGCUCCGAGACGACAUGGAGCGGCCGACUGAUGGUAGUCUACCGUCGGAGAAAUCCGACGGGGUGACCACCGCUAUAGCUGCGACCAGCCCGGUCGACGAUGAAGCCCGUCCUGAGGUCUUCUCAUCCACUGUCCAGGAAAUCAUGUUUGUUGCCGUGGCGACCAUGGCGAUCGCCAUGUCCUCGCUCGUGAGCGGAGCCGUCACCGUGAUAACCGCUGAAGUCCAGAAUGAUCUGAACAUGACCACGGCGGAAUUGACUUGGCUCAGCGGUUCCUCAUCACUGGCCGCCGGAUCCUUCCUGCUAUUCUUCGGCCGCCUGGCGGAUCUCUUCGGUCGCAAGUCCCUCUUUCUCGGGAGUAUGGUCCUAUUCGCCGUCUUUUCCCUGGCGGCUGGGUUCAGCAAGACACCGCUGCAGCUGGACAUCCUCAACGGGGUGAUGGGCCUGAUGUCGGCGGCCUCGGUGCCGCCGGGCCAAGGGAUGCUGGCCAACAUCUACCAACGGCCGUCCAAGCGGAAGAACCGCGUGUUCGCGUGCUUCAGCGCGGGCAACCCGAUGGGCUUUGUGUUUGGGAGCGUAUUCUCCGGGAUCGCGACGCAGCUCUUCAACUGGCGCGCCAGCUAUUUCCUGCUGGCCAUCAUCUACGUGGUGGUGGUGGUCGUGGCCGUCUUCAGCGUGCCGGUCGACCACUCGCCCAAGACGGAGAUCUCCGUGCAGGCGAUCAAGAGAUUCGACAUCGUGGGCACGCUGCUUACGAUCGCGGGGAUCGGGAUGUUCUCCGGUGCCCUGAGUCUGGGCUCCGACGCCCCGCAAGGCUGGAAGACCCCCUACGUCCUCGUGCUCCUCGUCCUGGGCGCCCUGUUCAUGAUCGCCUUCGUCUUCUGGGAGAACUGGUACGCCUACCCGCUGGUGCCGAUGAGCAUCUGGCGCGACCGCGACUUCUCGCUGGUGAUCGCCAUCCUGCUGCUGGGCUUCCUGGCGUUCCCCAUCAUGUCCUUCUGGGUCUCGCUGUUCAUGCAGCGCAUCAAGGGCUACUCGCCGCUCAUGGUCGCCGUGCACAUGCUGCCCAUGGCCAUCGGCGGGAUCAUCGUCAACGUCAUCGCCGGCCUCAUCAUGCACCUCGUCUCCAACAGCCUGCUGAUGGCCGUCGGCGCCACCGCCUACGUCGGCUCGUUCUUGCUCAUGGGCCUCCAGCACUCGGACAGCAGCUACUGGGCGUUCAUUUUCCCGGGUCUGGUGCUGGCGGUCGUGGGCGCGGAUUUCGAGUUCUGCGUUGCCAACAUGUACGUCAUGAGCUCGCUGCCCCCCGCGCAGCAGAGUAUCGCGGGCGGGAUCUUUCAGACUGUCACCAAGCUGUGUGUGACGAUCGGGAUGGGGAUUAGUACGGCCAUUUAUGAUGCGGUUGUCGCGAGGGGCACGGCCACCGGGGGUUACUUCAGGGGCGAUCCGAUUGAGCCCUAUAGUGCGACGUUUUUGUACUGUGCGGGGAUCGCGUCGUUGGGAAUCCCGUUGUGUGCGUUUUUGAGGAUUGGGAGCCAGGGAAAUACUGGUGGCAAGGAGGGGUCGGAGGUUGAUUCGGAGGCGUUGAGUGGGAGUAGGGGUAGUGUGCUGGAAGAGAAAGGUCGUGGGGAGGGUUGA
This is a messenger RNA of Aspergillus aculeatinus CBS 121060, 1699 nucleotides long. RefSeq names its product aminotriazole resistance protein. The transcript has 3 exons. Gene Ontology annotation, cellular component: membrane. Gene Ontology annotation, molecular function: transmembrane transporter activity. NCBI's taxonomy places the organism in Eukaryota, Fungi, Ascomycota, Eurotiomycetes, Eurotiales, Aspergillaceae. The record is from RefSeq and is a predicted model, not a curated record. Gene Ontology annotation, biological process: transmembrane transport. Bases 62 to 1699 code for a protein of 545 amino acids.